Molecule: messenger RNA, 3811 nt
Organism: Salvelinus namaycush (lake trout)
Lineage: Eukaryota; Metazoa; Chordata; Actinopteri; Salmoniformes; Salmonidae
Product: spindlin-W-like
Exons: 5
Coding region: 105-830 (241 amino acids)
Biological process (GO): gamete generation
Source: RefSeq, a predicted model, not a curated record
CCGUAGUCAGACUGUUUCCUUGUAGCCUUCAUGAGGCGGUUUCUGCUCAGCAGAGGGAAGUAGAUAUGAAAAUAGGGGCCAGGAUUGUGUGAAUUUCUGGAAAUAUGUCCAAGAAAAGGGGCAGAAAGCGUAGCAGCGGCGAGCUGAGUGAGAGUUCGGGUUUGUCUCUGUCGUCGACCCCAGACGCUAACAACCUGCUGGGCCUGCGGAUUGAGCACAAUUGGAGGGAGAAGGGCAACCUGACCAAGUGGAAAGGCACAGUGCUGGAGCGCCUCACCGUCAACACCUCCCUGUACAUGGUCAAAUACGACGGCUUCGACUGCGUCUAUGGCAUCGAGCUGUUCAAAGACGAGCGGGUGUCCAACCUGCAGGUUUUAACAGAGAAAGUCGUAAACAACAAGAUCAAGGUGCCCCACGAUGCGCCAGAGCUGGUGGGCAAGGCUGUGGAGCACCUGUUUGAGAAGGAGGACGGUGAGAAGAAUGAGUGGCGGGGCAUGGUGCUCUCUCGCGCCCCCGUCAUGACCAACUGGUACUACAUCACCUAUGAGAAGGACCCUGUGCUCUACAUGUACCAGCUCUGGGACGACUAUAAGGACGGAGACCUCCGCAUCCUGCCUGAAGCUGAGAACAAACACCUGCUGCCUGCGGACAGGAAGCCAGGCGAGGAGACGGAGAGCCUUGUGGGUAAGCAGGUGGAGUACGUCACUGAUAAGGGCGUGAAGAGGACUGGGCUGGUUAUCUACCAGGUUCCCGCCAAACCCUCCGUCUACUACAUCAAAUACGACGACGACUUCCACAUCCACGUUUAUGACCUGGUCAAAACCACCUAGAAUACAACUUGACCUGGUCAAAACCACCUAGAAUACAACUCGACCUGGUCAAAACCACCUAGAAUACAACUCUACCCGGUCAAAACCACCUAGAAUACAACUUGACCUGGUCAAAACCACCUAGAAUACAACUCGACCUGGUCAAAACCACCUAGAAUACAACUCGACCCGGUCAAAACCACCUAGAAUACAACUCGACCCGGUCAAAACCACCUAGAAUACAAAUUUGACUCGGUCAAAACCACCUAGAAUACAAAUUUGACUCGGUCAAAACCACCUAGAAUACAAAUUUGACUCGGUCAAAACCACCUAGAAUACAAAUUUGACUCGGUCAAAACCACCUAGAAUACAAAUUUGACUCGGUCAAAACCACCUAGAAUACAAAUUCGACUCGGUCAAAACCACCUAGAAUACAAAUUCGACUCGGUCAAAACCACCUAGAAUACAAAUUCGACUCGGUCAAAACCACCUAGAAUACAAAUUCGACUCGGUCAAAACCACCUAGAAUACAAAUUCGACUCGGUCAAAACCACCUAGAAUACAAAUUCGACUCGGUCAAAACCACCUAGAAUACAAAUUCGACUCGGUCAAAACCACCUAGAAUACAAAUUCGACUCGGUCAAAACCACCUAGAAUACAAAUUCGACUCGGUCAAAACCACCUAGAAUACAAAUUCGACUCGGUCAAAACCACCUAGAAUACAAAUUCGACUCGGUCAAAACCACCUAGAAUACAAAUUCGACUCGGUCAAAACCACCUAGAAUACAAAUUCGACUCGGUCAAAACCACCUAGAAUACAAAUUCGACUCGGUCAAAACCACCUAGAAUACAAAUUCGACUCGGUCAAAACCACCUAGAAUACAAAUUCGACUCGGUCAAAACCACCUAGAAUACAAAUUCGACUCGGUCAAAACCACCUAGAAUACAAAUUCGACUCGGUCAAAACCACCUAGAAUACAAAUUCGACUCGGUCAAAACCACCUAGAAUACAAAUUCGACUCGGUCAAAACCACCUAGAAUACAAAUUCGACUCGGUCAAAACCACCUAGAAUACAAAUUCGACUCGGUCAAAACCACCUAGAAUACAAAUUCGACUCGGUCAAAACCACCUAGAAUACAAAUUCGACUCGGUCAAAACCACCUAGAAUACAAAUUCGACUCGGUCAAAACCACCUAGAAUACAAAUUCGACUCGGUCAAAACCACCUAGAAUACAAAUUCGACUCGGUCAAAACCACCUAGAAUACAAAUUCGACUCGGUCAAAACCACCUAGAAUACAAAUUCGACUCGGUCAAAACCACCUAGAAUACAAAUUCGACUCGGUCAAAACCACCUAGAAUACAAAUUCGACUCGGUCAAAACCACCUAGAAUACAAAUUCGACUCGGUCAAAACCACCUAGAAUACAAAUUCGACUCGGUCAAAACCACCUAGAAAGGACUUUCUAGUCCCCCCACCUCAGACCCUCACACCUGUACACCCACCUUGAGGUCGACUCUCAUUUCAACUCAGUCAAUUCAGGAAGUGAGUUCAAAAUUCAGUAUUUACCAAAUUGAAAUAUUGAGAAGCUUAAUUCAUCAAUGCAAUUUGAAUACCUCCCCUGAAUUGACUAGAUUGAAAUGAAACUCUGCAAACAUGACACUUACUGUCAUUAUUGUGGACAUGUUCCCUGCCUUGUCUCAUCUAAUGGGAGAAGGACUACCAAGGUCAGAAGUUUGCUAAAAGUGUGAAAUCUGUGACUUAGAUCGACUAGGCUUUUGUAAACAGUUCAAAGCUUACAUCUAUUUAUUUUUCAUUUAAAGUAACUGUCAAACUUUUCCAGAUUUCAAUGAAAUAUGACAAUUAAUUACUUACAAUAUGAGUAAAAUAGUUUUCCUUCCAAAAAAAAGUAAUUAAGUAUGUUAAAAAGCAGCUUUUCUGUAUUUGAAUGGUGUGUGUGUACCCCAACAACAUAAUGGUGUGGGCGUAUACUGGUCAUCACAAAUUUUUAUGCGAGUAGGCCGCUGAUUGGACAGCUCAUCCUCCUCAGGAGUAUGACAUCAUACUCUAUAAGGAAAUAGCAAGCAGUUUUUAAACUGUCUGUUUUAGAUACAAGUUUGAGGUGGGGUUUUUGAAGUGUUUAUUUUUCUCCAAUUUAUGCUUUGGCCACAUGAGUAUAGGACGAGUCAACAACAUUAUUUGGCUUAACAGAAUAUUAACUUUUUUUAAAGUUACAUUUUCACUCGACAGUUACUUUAAGAAACAAGAGAUGAAGCAGCAAUGUUUUAUUUUUCUUAUCUCUAUGUGCAACUUAUUUUAAAACAUAUUUAGCUAUCAUUUUUAUUUAUAUAUUCUGAAAUAAAACAUGGAUAUGAACUUUGUACCAGGGCAAAAGCUUUGAUACAAUGUAUUCCCAACUGAUGGUUGAUGACUUGGUUACAAUGGACAAUAGAAUUAGUGUUUUGUUUGGCUAAGGAAGUAGAUAUUAUCAGUGAAAAUGACCUAUGUUAAUGUUCAGAUGUGUUGCUUGAAUAGUGCAAGAAAAUAAUGUUAUUUAAUAGAAAUUAUAAACAAUUGCCAAGAUUUGCCUGCUCAUGUUUCAGAACCACCCACACCAGCUAAGCUCACAUUUUAAUUUGAGAGGAAUUGUUUGACUUAGCUACUAGUUUCAUAAAUUCAGAGAGUCAUGUUUAAGACAUUUUGGAUUACAAUCAACCCUUAGUCAUGGUUGAAUAAUCAAAUAUUUCUGCCAUGUUGUUAGACCGUCAUGACUGUAACUGUACUUACUUUUUGUAAAUACCUGUAAUGUGUGAUGCAUUUUUAAAAAUACUGCAAAGAUGCUUUGGUAUUAUUUGCUCUUCCUGUUUGAUGUUGAAUAAUGCUUUAUUUCGCGAUUGCAGCCAUUGUUGGUUCAUUAUUUUCCCCCACUAGUGGCCAGGUUUACUUAGCAUUUAAACCUUUUUUUUCAGUAAGGAAUUAAACAUAAAAGGUAAUAAAACCGUU